Molecule: messenger RNA, 357 nt
Organism: Penicillium paradoxum
Lineage: Eukaryota; Fungi; Ascomycota; Eurotiomycetes; Eurotiales; Aspergillaceae
Exons: 1
Coding region: 1-357 (118 amino acids)
Source: RefSeq, a predicted model, not a curated record
AUGGCAGAAGAGCAAUCGAGACCAAUAAGCAGCCUGAGUUCGAUGACCGAGUCAUCGCCAGCAGAAAAUACUAAGUCCGAUGAAGAGCUAGACACGGCCGCCUUGAAAUUGGGCUGGAACAAUCGCGAGAAUGUGUGGACUGCAACCGCUCGGUUCCUGCGCGCAUUAUCGGUCUUUCAAAGAUCGUUGUGGGCCUGGUUGAAUAACCCGGUCAUCGCCCUCCUAGCUGGGAUUCUCGCGAAUGCAGUGUUAGUGUGCAUUAUUAUUCGCCCCGGUGGGAGCUGGUACUCAGCAGCCUAUGUGGUAAGCUAUGGAGCCCCUAUUUACUUGGAGUAUUAUACUGUGAAUACGGGCUGA